AUGUUCGCCAUCAACAGCAUCAACAAGUACCUCGGUCUCAUCUCCGGCUCCACAUCCAAAGAAACCAUCGCCGAGCUUCCCCAAGGCCAGCUGUACAUCGUUCGCCCGCGCAGUCCAAAGGGUUAUAGCGAGCUCAUCUUCAGGGACUCGGCCGCUUUUCUGCGAAGAACUGGACAAGAGUUCCAGUAUCAACUGUGCAUUCAGCGAGCAUACGAGGAGGGAGAGGCAGAUUUGCUGGAAGACGAAGGAGCAGAGGAGGGUGCACUUGACGCACUAGGCGAUAAGGACGAGAAGACAUUUCUAGUCGACGAGGAACUGUGUCUGCGCAUUGAGCAUCGGGAAGAAGGUGAGAUCGUACUCGCGUGGAAGGAUUUGUCGGGCGACGAGGGAGACCUGUUCGAAUUCGUUUGCGAUUCAUCCAUCCGCCCCGACGCGGCCGUCACCUUUCAGUUGGCAGCUGCGCGGUGUCAGUACGAACGCAAGUAUCGUCGCGAUCACAAGCACGCCACCGAUYAGGACCUCGAGGAAUUCGCCUUUGACGACGAACCGGAAAUUCCACUCGCCAGUCCCGGUCCCAGCGCACCUGAAAGCCCAACUUUGCGAUCACUCGCUGCUUCACCAGCUGCACAUACACCGGGCAGUCUGCACAAGGAAGUUCCCGCCAUCAUGCCACGCGAGUCAGGGAAAAAGAGGGAGGUGGACCUGACCCCGACCAAGGCACCCACGUAUCGGAACGCGCCAAAGAGCACAGAAGUCUUGGUGACCGAAGAAGCCGAGCUUCAUCUAUUCGAUUUUCAAUCCGGGACUUUUAUCCUUCAAGACGCAUCUGUCCAAGCGCUGGUCACCGAGACUGGUAACUGGAAAUACUGGCUGCAAAUCACUGGCGAUAAGAAGCAGUGGCUCGGACAAGAGGUGGUGCCAGACAUCAACCCGGUUUUCAACUUUGAAUACCUGAGCUUCAUCUUCAACCACUACACUGAAGAUGGUUCUGCGUACUCUUGGUUGUUGAAAUUCAACGACCGCGAAACUGUGGAGAGCUUUCAGCAAGGUCUGAUGCAAGCACUGUGGGAACACUUGAAUGAGACCAAGUGGAUGAAGGCCACGGAUCAGGAUUACGUUCUGAACGCUUUCAAUGACCUUGUGAUCGAGGAUGAUCGGGAUGAUGAGCGAGAGCGAGAAGCCGCAGAAGAAGAUGAGGAGUCGGACGAUGAAUUUGAAGAAGCGAAUGAGCGCAACGCAGAGCCCGACUUUGAUUCUGAUGAGGAGGAGGACGAGAUUGUAAACCGCGACGACGACGGCAAUGUCAACAGUCAGCUCGCAGUCGGCGCCAGCGUUAACAGGUCUUUCGUCGUACGCGGAGACAAGAUUGGCGUCUUCAAACACACCGAUAACAACGGUCUGGAAUUCAGCACCAGCAUCAACAAGGUCUCAAACAUGAAGGGGAAACAAUUUGCUCCUUCCAAGAUCAUGCUGCAUUCCCAGGACCGCAACAUGGUUCUACAGGAUCCCAACGACCCCCACCGUGUAUUCCGCAUGGACUUGGAAGUUGGCAAAGUGGUUGAUGAGUGGAAAGUGCACGAUGACAUUCCCGUCAAUAUCUUUGCCCCUGAGAACAAGUUCGCGCAAAAGACCGGAGAACAAACAUUUUUGGGUCUUUCGAAGAACGCGCUCUACCGCAUUGAUCCGCGCCUGAGCGGUAAUAAGCUUGUGGACAGCGAGCUCAAGCAGUACGUUAGCAAGAAUGACUUCUCUGCGGCUGUUACAACAGACAAGGGAUACAUUGCUGUCGCUUCCAACAAGGGAGAUAUUCGCAUGUUUGAUCGUCUCGGUAUCAAUGCCAAGACCGCACUUCCAGCUCUUGGUGAUCCUAUCAUUGGCCUCGAUACCAGCGCUGAUGGUCGUUGGCUCCUCGCUACCACUAAGACGUACCUUCUCCUCGUCGAUAACCUACAGACCGAGGGCAAGAAUGCCGGCAAGCUCGGAUUCGAAAAGGCGUUUCCCAAGGACAACAAGCCCCAGCCUCGUCGUCUGGGACUCACUCCAUCUCACGUUGCYCAAUUCCAGCAUGAAACGAAAGCUCCGCUUGCUUUCACUUCUGCUCACUUCAACACCGGAGAAGGCAAAGAUGAGACCACUAUUAUCACAUCUUCUGGGCCAUAUGUUAUCACUUGGUCGAUGAAGAAGAUUCUCGAUGGCAGGAAGGACCCUUACCACAUCAAGCGGUAUGCUGAGGAGGUCAAGGCCGACAAUUUCCGCUUCGGCAGCGACAAGAACAUCGUUGUUGCUCUGCCCAAUGAGGUCGACAUGGUGGCACGUCGCGCCCUGCAGCGACCAACAAGGGAGAGUAUCAUGGCUACGCCACAGAAGGGAAAGGCCAGAGGUAGCUAUCUCAGGAACGAGAUUGUGAACUCUCCCUACUAA
Ramularia collo-cygni is the source of this 2421-nucleotide messenger RNA. RefSeq names its product probable protein involved in vacuole import and degradation. The coding region runs from base 1 to 2421 and encodes 806 amino acids. Gene Ontology annotation, cellular component: cytoplasm; nucleus. Lineage: Eukaryota; Fungi; Ascomycota; Dothideomycetes; Mycosphaerellales; Mycosphaerellaceae. The transcript has a single exon. The record is from RefSeq and is a predicted model, not a curated record.